Messenger RNA from Nilaparvata lugens (brown planthopper), 1601 nucleotides. It is a transcript of the gene galla-1, whose product is annotated as MIP18 family protein galla-1. The coding region runs from base 206 to 763 and encodes 185 amino acids. The transcript is spliced from 4 exons. The record is from RefSeq and is a predicted model, not a curated record. NCBI's taxonomy places the organism in Eukaryota, Metazoa, Arthropoda, Insecta, Hemiptera, Delphacidae.
GUAAUUUAAUGUUUUUUGAGUUGGUAUUACCUCACCUGGUAAAUUGGAAAAAUUGUCCAUCAGUCUUCAGUCAUCGUAUUACAGUAUUUCUGCUCAAAAUUUAAUAAUGUUUGAUUAAUCAAACAUUAGUUUUUUUAGAAUAAAGUGAAUUUCAGGUGAUAGUGUCUUUAUUUUUAAUUGUGUAGCUAAAUAAUUUCUACGUAACAUGUUGGCUCUUCUACUCAACAAAACAAAAACAUUUGUUGGCAUGAAUGAGGUUAUGGUUCAUGGUGAGCUUGUUGAUAAUGUAAAUAGAGCUCUACAACGACCUUCAAGAUUUUUGAAUCAAGAAAUGGAUGAUUUGGAUGAGGAAACAAUUUCUAAACGGAAACAAGAUUUAAAAGAUCAAGUUUAUGAUUGCAUUCGUACUAUCAAAGAUCCAGAAAAGCCAGCCACUCUGGAAGACUUGGAAGUUGUCUACGAAGAUGGAGUACAGGUGAAAUCGCUUGGUGGCGCAAACUCGGCGAGCGUGAUUCACGUCGAGUUCAACCCGACUGUGCCGCACUGCAGUUUGGCCACGCUCAUUGGCCUCUGCAUGAGAAUCAAGUUGCAGAGAACAUUGCUUCAGGCAAUCAAGGUUGACAUUACUAUCAAAAAGGGUGCUCAUGAUACAGAAGAUGAAAUAAACAAGCAAGUCAAUGAUAAGGAACGAGUGGCAGCCGCGAUGGAAAAUCCAAAUCUCAGAGAAAUGGUCGAGAACUGCAUUAAAGAAUGCGACGAUUGAAACAAGCUCAAACGUUUGACUGAUAUUGUUAAGUAUUAUAAUGUAAGAUUAUUUUCAACGUAAUAGCAUAAUGUUUUCAACUGUUGAUAUUAACAUGUAAUUCAAAACUUGCUGUGCAACAGAAAUAUGUGAAAAAUUUGUAUUUGGUUUUGUUUAGGUUGAAUAGUUGCCUUAGCAAUGCCUUACUUGGGUAUUCUAUGUGCGAGAUAAUGUACGAAAAAUCAUCUCUGAAGGCUCCAAUAAUGAAUAAAAAAGUCUAAAGUCUAUUGAAAAAAAACUGUAAUUCUAAAAAAAACAAUGAGUUGAGCGAAUGCCAUUUUUAAAUGCUAUUAUUAUUGCUUCUAUUUUUAGACUGUAAAAUUAGAGUAUAAAUUGAGACCAAUCGAUCUAGACUCAAUCAAUCUGAUAGUCUUCUACUGUCCUUGACAAAAGUUAUAAGAAUAACUGUCCACAAAAUUCAAUUUUGAUACUAAAUGCAGUCUGAUUCCUUGAUUUCUGUACAAACAAUUUUAUUCGUCCCUUACUAGUAAGUAGCUGAUUAUAUGAUGUAUACAUUUUAAUUAUAAUAAACACUUGAAAUAUACCGGAAUCUGUUGGAACUCUUGAUUUUUAAAUCUUGAAUUUUUAUUUUUGAAGAGUUGAAUAUUUUAUUAUUUGCAACAAGUGCAAAACUUGAAGUUUUUUUUAAAUUUGUAAUUCCUUAUAGAAGUCAUUGUAAUUAUUACUGUAUAUAAUUAAACCAACAAUUGAGUAUUUUAUAUGUCAAUUACAUAAAUAUUUUAAUGUUAACUUGUUGAAAUUUAUAUAUUUUAUAAAUAAAACGUUAUUUUUCUAUAAA